Molecule: messenger RNA, 1463 nt
Organism: Mastomys coucha (southern multimammate mouse)
Lineage: Eukaryota; Metazoa; Chordata; Mammalia; Rodentia; Muridae
Gene: Grxcr2
Product: glutaredoxin and cysteine rich domain containing 2
Exons: 4
Coding region: 296-1042 (248 amino acids)
Biological process (GO): sensory perception of sound
Cellular component (GO): stereocilium shaft; stereocilium base; microvillus
Source: RefSeq, a predicted model, not a curated record
UGAACUCUUUGUGUUUGGAAACACUGGCAUCCUUGGGACAUUUUCCCGGAUCGACUAGCCUGGACAGGUUGUAGGCAGAGAGGUUUGGACUAGUUCAGGAAUACCUCCGGCCUGUUGAUUGCUCUUGCCUGCCUGGCUUGCUCCCCCACGCCUUGAUUCUGCCAUUUCUCCACACUGCACUUGGGAGAAGGGCCCUCCAGGGCUGCAUCUCAGUCUUCCAGGAGGGGUGCUGGACUAGAGCCUGGUUUCACUGGCUACUCAGAGACCUGGAAACUUGAGUGUGAACUUUCUGCUGAUGGAGUUCUCUGAGAAGAAACUGAGUCAGAAGAGCGACGACAAACCCAGAAAAGUACGGUUUAAAAUCUCCUCUUCCUACAGUGGCCGAGUGCUGAAGCAGGUUUUUGAGGAUGGGCAAGAAUUAGAGUCGCCCAAAGAAGAAUAUCCUCACAGUUUUCUCCAGGAGGCCCUUGAACCAAUGGAUGGUGUUUAUGGGUCUGGGGAAGCCCCCAAACCCCAGCUGUACUCCCCCAAGCUGACUGCUCAGAGGAUCAGCGUAUUCAGAGACAGUGGCACCUACACUCUGGCGGGCAGCCAGCCUCUGUUCAAUGACUACAAGGCGAAUGACCAUAAGCCUCCACCUAUUAUAGACUUUGGGAAGAUAAUCAUCUACACCAAUAACCUGAAAAUCAUCCGAACCCCGAUGGACAAAAGGGACUUCAUGAGGAAAAUCCUCCAAAAGGAGGAGGUGGCUGAGGAAGAGUCUCUGAUGAUCACAGGGGAAAAUGAUGACAGCAAGGAGCGGAGUGGCAGCCCCCUGCCAGAAUCGGACCGCACAUUUCUCCAUAAGCAGCACACACAGGAUGGGUUGGUCCCUGAGGAGAACUGUCUCCACUGCCAGGGGUCCGGCAUUGCCACUUGCUCUCUGUGCCAUGGCAGCAAGUUCUCCAUGCUGGCUAACAGAUUCAAGGAGUCCUAUCGAGCCCUCAGGUGCCCUGCCUGCAACGAGAACGGCCUGCAGCCUUGCCGCAUUUGCAGCCCCUAGCCCCUAGCCCUGGUUUUCACAUGUGCCUUUCGUAUACUCUCUUACCGCACUACUCUUAAUAAAGCACCCGGCUUCCUCCUGCCUCUCACCGAAAGGGAGCCUACCGCAGCUGCAGUCACUUCUACCACUAGCAAAUCUCAAAUAACUUGAUGACAUUUUGUGAAGUUGUUACCAUCUCUACAUGUGCCUAAGUAACAGGGGCAUUUUUGAAUUAGAAUCUGCUUUGAAACUGGUUCUAAAAUUAUCCUUCCAGGAACAUGUGCAUGCAUCUCACUUGAUUUAGCUCAGUCUUCCCCUUGCGCCAGUGAACAAAUAACUAAAUGCACACUCCAGGCAGCAGGUUGAAGUCAUUUUCUGGGCCGGGAGCUAUUUUGCAAAAUUAUGUGGUCAGAAAGGAAUAAAGAAGUAGAUUUCCAACGAA